CCGGCAUGCCGCGACACUGUCGGUGCAGAUCCCAGGGUGCAGUGGGAGCACCAGGAUGGCGGCAGCGACGGUGCGGGUUUACAUUGAGUCGCUCUGGCGGGAACUGGAGGGGUAUCAGGACCCCAACAUGCUCGGGAUCUUCGUGGCCGUAGUGGUGGUGCUGCUGACCGUGGUUUUUUUCCUACUAUUACGGAGCAGAAGGAGCAGUCGCAGAGCAAUUCUUCUGACGGGUUUGUGUGAUUCUGGAAAGACUCUGCUGUGCUGCAGGUUACUCUCAGGGAAGUUUAAGGUGACGCAUACGUCCAUAACCAGUAACUCUGCAUUGUACAAAGCUAAAGGUGACAAGGCCCCUGCAGUUACUUUACACGAUCUCCCUGGUCAUGAGAGUCUGCGUCAUCAGUAUUUGGAGAAACACAAGGGCGACGCCAGAGCUAUUGUCUUUGUAGUGGACAGUGUGUCAUUUCAAAAAGAAGUGAAGGAUGUCGCCAAAUUCCUCUACACGUUGCUAACUGAUGCUGUGAUUGUGAAGAAUGCACCUCCACUUCUGAUAGCUUGUAACAAGCAAGAUGUGACCAUGGCCAAAUCUGCAAAAUUAAUUCAGCAACAACUGGAAAAAGAGCUAAACACUCUGAGAACAAUUCGCUCCGGUGCACCAAAGUCUCUGGAUGGAUCUGGCAUUGUGGGCUCUGUACCCUUGGGAAAGAAGGGAAAAGAUUAUGAUUUCUCUCAGGGACCUAUGAAGAUUGAAUUUGCAGAGUUCAGUGCAAGAGGCAACAAAGGAGAUGAAGGCGAGGCGGACAUUGGCAUUAUAGAGGCAUGGCUUGCUAAAGUAGCAUGAGGUGGUGUAAAAAGGAACGUGACAUGCUGUCUGCGUGAGGACAAUGGAUCCUCAGUUGUUCACAUGUGAAAGUACUGAGAUUGUCCAAGAAUUCAGCGGUCAUAUUUGUGAUACUGAAGGUUUGAAGAAAUGCGGAUAAUGGCUACAUGGUGCUUGCUGUGUCUGCCUGCCUUGAGAUGAUCUGGCUGAUAUUUCCUACAUUGAGGAAUAUUGAUGUAAUCAGUGCUUUUGUAUUGCUUGUUGAAUUGGCAACAUGUCUUGUUCAUUUAUAAGCAAAUAAAGUAAUAGAUAUAAA
This is a messenger RNA of Pristis pectinata (smalltooth sawfish), 1133 nucleotides long. It is a transcript of the gene srprb, whose product is annotated as SRP receptor subunit beta. Gene Ontology annotation, molecular function: GTP binding. Gene Ontology annotation, cellular component: Golgi apparatus. NCBI's taxonomy places the organism in Eukaryota, Metazoa, Chordata, Chondrichthyes, Rhinopristiformes, Pristidae. Bases 56 to 838 code for a protein of 260 amino acids. The transcript is spliced from 7 exons. Gene Ontology annotation, biological process: intracellular protein transport; protein localization to organelle; Golgi to plasma membrane protein transport. The record is from RefSeq and is a predicted model, not a curated record.